This is a messenger RNA of Otolemur garnettii (small-eared galago), 1270 nucleotides long. It is a transcript of the gene SURF6, whose product is annotated as surfeit 6. Lineage: Eukaryota; Metazoa; Chordata; Mammalia; Primates; Galagidae. Gene Ontology annotation, biological process: ribosomal large subunit biogenesis; ribosomal small subunit biogenesis. Gene Ontology annotation, molecular function: RNA binding; DNA binding. The record is from RefSeq and is a predicted model, not a curated record. The transcript has 5 exons. Bases 5 to 1060 code for a protein of 351 amino acids. Gene Ontology annotation, cellular component: nucleolus.
AGCUAUGGCCUCCCUGCUGGCCAAAGACGCCUACCUGCAGAGCCUGGCCAGGAAAAUCUGCUCCCAGCCCGGCCCAGAAUCGCAGAAGCGCCAAUGGGCAGGCAAAACUAAAGGCUCAGAAGCUGCUGGACACCCAAAAAAGAAGAGGAAGAAGACACCAAAGAAAUUCCAGAAGCAGGAAGAGAAGGCUGCUGAUACCAAGGCCAAGUCCCUGGGGAAGAAGUCUCUAGGGAGUUCUGGGGAUAGAAGGCCAGAGGAAGCCAAAGAGAAGGAGCUUUCCAGCUCCACAGUGGCCCCUGCAGAUGGCCUGGCCACAGGGCCCGAUUCUCUUUUUGCCCUGGAUGUUCUUCGACAGCGACUACAUGAGAGGAUCCAGGAGGCCCGGGGCCAGAGCAAGGAGCUGUCCCCUGCCACUUUGGAGAAAAGACGCAGGAGAAAGCUGGAGCGAGACCGGAAGAAGAGGAAGCGAAAGGAGCUGCGGGCCAAGGAGAAGGCAACCAAGGCCGAGGAGGCUGCUGAGCCAGCCCCAGAGGCAGCCUGCGAUAAGCCCGUGGAGCCAGUGGGCCUGAUCUUCAACAAGGUGGAGGUGGGUGAGGACGAACCGGCCAGCAAGGCACAGCGGAGGAAGGAGAAGAGGCAGAAAGUGAAGGGGAACCUCACUCCGUUGACAGGCAGAAACUACCGGCAGCUGCUAGAGCGUUUGCAGACACGGCAGAGCCGGCUGGAGGAGCUGCGGGACCAGGACGAGGGGAAGGCGCGCGAGCUGGAGGCCAAGAUGGGCUGGACCAAUCUGCUGUACAAGGCCGAGGGCGUGCGCAUUCGAGACGAUGAGCGCCUGCUACAGGAGGCCCUGCGGCGCAAGGAGAAGCGCAAGGCACAGCGGCAGCGCCGGUGGGAGAAGCGCACGGCGCACGUGGUGGAGAAGAUGCAGCAGCGCCAGGACCAGCGGCGCCAGAACCUGCGCAAGAAGAAGGCGGCCCGGGCAGAGCGCCGCCUGCACAAGGCCCGCAAGAAGGGCCGGAUCCUGCCGCAGGACCUAGAGCGGGCUGGCCUCGCCUGAGCGCCUUCCCCACCAUGGCUUUCCUGCACCUGCCCAGUGGUGUGAGGCCAGUGUGUCCCGUCACUCUGGCUCCUGGGCUUCUCCUUGUGGAGUGGGCGCCGUUGAGCUUAUCUCUUGAAUUGAGGGCUUAGAUCAUGCCUGCAAAAUAAAAGGUCCGGGUUGGCAUAGUGGCUCACACCUGUAAUCCAGCACUCUGGGAGGCUGAGGCUG